CUUCCGAUACUAAACCGCUGGCAACACACUUAACUGAAGACGGUCAGAUGGCGCAUUAAAGGUGGAUUUAUAAUAAACCUUUGAUCAAAAGUCGUCCAGAAAAAAUAUCAGAAACAUUUGACGAGGACUAAACAGUUUUAACAUGGAGCCUGCUGUAAUAAACCUUCAUGGCGUGUUUGAGAAUCUUCGAGCCCAUGUCGAGAUCCUCAGUGAGAGCAUUGAGCCCCAAUUCAUUCAGAUGGCCUUGAACUUUGAGGACUGUCGUCAUAAAUGGCUGAGAGUGGAGCAGGAUUUGGCCUCCUGUAAGGAGGUGCUUGCCAAAGCAGAAACUGAGAGAAGUGCACUGGAGGUCAAGUUAAAACAUGCUCGCAACCAAGUGGACGUAGAAAUCCGCAGACGACAGAAAGCUGAAUCAGACUGUGAAAAGUUGGAUCGUCAGAUCCAACUCAUUCGAGAUCUGUUGGUCACGGAGAGUUCCAGUUCCAGUAUCCAGUUAAAUGAUGAGCAGCGGUCAGCUCUGGCUUUCCUCAACGCACGCUCACAAGCACCUGCCAACCUCAACAGCAGCCGAAGGCUGACCACUAUUGAUGAAUCUGCCUCAAUUUUGUCAGAUAUUAGCUAUGAUAAAACUGAUGAUUCAUUGGACUGGGACUCUUCUGUUGUCAGAACUGUUCGACUGAAGAAACGUCAGAAAAGGCGCUCCUCCAGAAACCAUACUGAUGGGCCUCCUGCUGCUGCCAAGAAGUCUCGGUCCACAGGCCGCACCUCUGAAAAGGGAAACGAGUCUCUAGUGGCCAAGACCACAGUGACUGUAUCCAAUGGAGGUCCCAUAGAGACCAUCACCACUCUUGAAGCUGUGCCUUACUGGACCAGAAGUAGGAGAAAGACUGCUGCCAUUGUUUGGGCCUCGGCAGACAUGGAUUCUGUGCAGUCCGUGGACAUAAAACGGACUGAGAUGAAAGCGGAGCCCAGCACACCACAGAACAAUGGGGGUGUUCGUGUGCAUGAGUUUGUUUCCAAAACGGUAAUAAAGCCGGAGUCCUGUGUUCCUUGUGGGAAGAGGAUAAAGUUUGGAAAAGUUUCUCUGAAGUGCAGGGACUGUCGUGUGGUCACCCAUCCCGAAUGUCGAGAGCGCUGUCCCCUACCCUGUGUCCCGAACGUGUCUGGGACUCCAGUAAAAAUUGGAGAGGGCACUCUUGCAGACUAUGUCUCCAUCACCUCUCCCAUGAUUCCGCCUCUGGUGGUCCACUGUGUGAAUGAAAUUGAGCAAAGAGGCCUGCAUGAGACUGGUCUAUACCGUCUGUCUGGUUCUGACCGUAUGGUGAAGGAGCUGAAGGAGAAGUUUCUGCGUGGAAAGACUUUUCCACUGUUAAGUAAGGUGGAGGACAUCCAUGCUAUUACCGGCCUCCUCAAGGACUUCCUGAGAAACCUGAAAGAGCCGCUGCUAACCUUCCGCCUCAACAGUAAUUUUAUGGCGGCAGCAGAGGUAGCAGAUGAAGACAAUUCCACUGCACUGAUGUACCAAACUAUCAGUGACUUGCCUCAGCCAAACAGGGACACACUGUCCUUCAUUAUCAGCCAUCUUCAGAGAGUUGCCCAAAGUCCUGAUACCAAGAUGGAUUUGACUAAUCUGGCCCGUGUGUUUGGACCUACUAUUGUGGGUCAUGGUGUACCUGACCCAGACCCAAUGACCAUUCUGCAGGACACAAAACGGCAACUGAGGGUUGUUGAACGCUUGCUGAGCUUGCCUGCAGAGUACUGGAGCCAGUUCCUAAUAGUGGAGCAGGACCACCAUCAAGCUUGUACUGAUCAGAUGAUUAUUGAGAACACUAAUGUUUAUUCCACUCCAGACCAAAAAGUGAGCAUGUUUGGCCCCCUCACCACUCCAGAGCAGCAGAUGAGCAAGAAUUCAUCUUCUAGUUCUCUGUCUCAGCGAAUGAAAAAUGCUACGCUGGGCGUCAUCACUCCUAAGUUUGGUAGCAAGAGCAAAUCCGCUGUCGGCUUCAGUCGUCAGGGGAACUUCUUUGCCUCUCCUCUGUUAAAGUAGCCAGGAGAACAUCGAGGGCACCUAGAGCUGCCCCUGACUAGUUUUUCAGGACAGAGCUGCUAUACUCUGCACAAUUAAUCUAUCUACAAAUACAAGUUUUUAAUUUGCUUUUAGUGUUGUAUUUGCGUUUCUAUUUCCAUGGGG
Molecule: messenger RNA, 2191 nt
Organism: Neoarius graeffei (lesser salmon catfish)
Lineage: Eukaryota; Metazoa; Chordata; Actinopteri; Siluriformes; Ariidae
Gene: racgap1
Product: Rac GTPase activating protein 1
Exons: 17
Coding region: 143-2047 (634 amino acids)
Biological process (GO): signal transduction
Source: RefSeq, a predicted model, not a curated record